Molecule: messenger RNA, 1356 nt
Organism: Quercus lobata
Lineage: Eukaryota; Viridiplantae; Streptophyta; Magnoliopsida; Fagales; Fagaceae
Product: expansin-A4
Exons: 3
Coding region: 68-850 (260 amino acids)
Biological process (GO): plant-type cell wall organization
Cellular component (GO): extracellular region
Source: RefSeq, a predicted model, not a curated record
AUCCCCAAAAACUCUCUCACACGCUCUCUUUUCUCUUUCUCAGUUUAUUUUGUAGUUUUAGUGAAAAAUGGCUGUAGUGAAUGUGAAUGUGGUGUGCAUUGUCUCUCUUAUCUCAUUAAUGUGGAUGGCUGAAGCUAGAAUCCCUGGGGUUUACAGUGGGGGUGCAUGGCAAAGUGCUCAUGCUACCUUCUAUGGAGGAUCUGAUGCCUCUGGCACUAUGGGUGGGGCAUGUGGAUAUGGGAACCUGUACAGCCAAGGGUAUGGAGUGAACACUGCAGCACUAAGCACAGCACUGUUCAACAAUGGGCUGAGCUGCGGAGCGUGCUUUGAGAUAAAGUGUGCAAAUGACCCAAACUGGUGCCACUCAGGAAGCCCAUCAAUCCUUAUUACAGCCACUAACUUUUGCCCACCAAACUAUGCACUCCCAAACGACAAUGGUGGGUGGUGUAACCCUCCUCGUCCUCACUUUGACCUUGCCAUGCCUAUGUUCCUCAAGAUUGCCGAAUACCGUGCCGGAAUUGUCCCUGUUUCCUUCCGCCGGGUGCCAUGCCGCAAGCACGGAGGGAUCAGAUUCACAAUCAACGGCUUCCGUUACUUCAACCUGGUUUUGAUCUCCAACGUCGCGGGUGCAGGAGAUAUCGUGCGCGUGAGCGUGAAAGGCACAAAGACUGGUUGGAUGAGCAUGAGUCGCAACUGGGGUCAAAACUGGCAGUCAAACGCAGUUUUUGUUGGUCAGUCAUUGUCCUUCAGGGUCACAGGCAGUGACAGACGCACCUCUACUUCAUGGAACAUAGUCCCAGCUAAUUGGCAAUUCGGUCAAACUUUUACCGGCAAGAAUUUUAGGGUCUAAUGAAAAUUUAUAUUUUGAGAAAAAAAAAAAAAAAAAAGUCAACAUUUUAGAAUUCCCGCCAUAACCUAUUUCCAAUUUGACCCUUCUUGGCGCCUGCUUCUAGAUAUUGGUAUUUUUUUGACUUGGGGUAUUGGGUUAUGAGAAAAGUGUUGGACUAAAUUAAAGUAAAAGUGUGAAAUUGAAGAUGGUUUUGGUAGGGGGGGAAAAAGUGAGUCUUUUAAAAAAAAUAUUUUUGACUUUAUUGAUGGGGUUUGUUUUUUUUUUGGUGGGGGCCUGUGGGGUGUGAGUGAGUGAAUGGGGUUGUGCAAUUGUAAUGUAAUUGUGUAUGUUCAAAAAACAAAUGAGAAACUCUGUAGGGGAAAGCUGAAGCGGUUGCACAAGAAUGUAGCCCGCAGCUUAUGAUAUUUAGUAAUUAUAUAGGAUGAUCAUAAUGUUAUUCGAGAAGUGUAUUUGUAGUAGUAAUUUUUACAGAUUUGAAUUGGAAAGUAUUUUGGUUUGCUACAAUG